AUGCUGCAAUUUCCACGCGCCGCACAGCUUGUCGACGUAGCAUGGCAUCCACCUUUGCAUGUGUGUGAUGCUGCAUGGAAUAGCGCUCCCAGUGUGUGCUCUGGUGCACGGCCCCUACCCCCAUCUUCCCCACCGCUUGAGCUUGGCGUGAAUGGCCAAGCAACCACGCUCGAGCCAUUCCACUGCACCACCAUCCCGGAUUCGCGCGAUGCCUCCUGCUCUGUACACCUGCUCGAUACUGGCGGCCACGUAUACGAUCUUGCGUGGUCGCGCACCGACGAGCGGGAAUUGUGGCUCUGCAUUGCCAGUGCGCCGCACCGCGGAGAGCAAACCCAAGUGGAAGCGCCGCUGCACGGCGGCAUGCUCCAGCUAUGGCGGUAUGCAAGCAACGAGACGCUGUCGUUGGCGUUCACGGUCGAAUGCAAAGACGCGUCGCCGCUCAAACUAGAGUGGUGUGCGCCCGGCAACGAUGCGUCUCUUGGAGUGCUUGCUGCGGCGUACACCGAUGGCCGUGUUCGUGUAUACAACCUUCCGCGUGGAAAAGCAUGCCAGUGCUAUGAGUUUGAGCCGUUGCUGGAGCUCUGUAUUCCCCACACGUCGGUAACGAGCCUCACUGCUGCAGGAGACAUGCUCGCAGCGGGGUGUGCGGACGGCACCAUUGCCGUGUGGGACAUGGCUGCAUCAACGGAGAAACAACCGGCGCCAUUUGCGUGUAGUUAUGUGCACGACACGCUCGUGUGUGCUCUGCAGUUCCAGCUGCUCCCCCCCCUUGACGUGAACGCCGAAAACCAUUUCGAGGGCCAGCCCACGACGCUCUGCUCCGUCGGACUGGAUGGCUCGGAAAUUGUGACAAAUGUACUGGACAUGGAUGCACCGUACCGAAUUGCCCAUAGCCGCGAGCCACGCUACACUGUGGCAUGGUCGCCCUGGGGCGGUGCAUGGGUCGUCGACUUUGGCGACAAUCACUUUGGCAUCGUUUCGCUCCGAACGCACGACGCUGGCCAGCACCAUGUGCUUGGGUUCCACCACGGACGAAUUACGACGAUUGCUACCUCCCCACUCCACCCUUUUGUCGCUACGGGCUCCGCGGAUGGCAGCGUGAAACUGAGCAAUGCACUUGCUACUGGGAAACGCAAAUCCACCGCGGACGGCGCGAGGGUAAUGCACAAGCUAUUCCGUCUUGCGCUGCAAGACGGCGCGUAUACGCUCUCCGAUACAUUCUACCCCGAAGGCGUGUGGCCGCGCACGCCGUCCAAAGCGACCUCGACCCUCUACGAUCAAUGGGAUCCUUCGCUGGCCAUUACCGCGACAAGUUGGGGCAUGCUGCAGCAUGCGUCGCGCCUUGCGAACGGGACAGCGCUUGGCCUUGUGCGAAUCGAGACGAUUGUAAGGACAUAA
Molecule: messenger RNA, 1398 nt
Organism: Malassezia vespertilionis
Lineage: Eukaryota; Fungi; Basidiomycota; Malasseziomycetes; Malasseziales; Malasseziaceae
Exons: 4
Coding region: 1-1398 (465 amino acids)
Biological process (GO): transcription by RNA polymerase III
Cellular component (GO): transcription factor TFIIIC complex
Molecular function (GO): protein binding
Source: RefSeq, a predicted model, not a curated record